Molecule: messenger RNA, 321 nt
Organism: Ilex paraguariensis (yerba mate)
Lineage: Eukaryota; Viridiplantae; Streptophyta; Magnoliopsida; Aquifoliales; Aquifoliaceae
Source: the annotation of a GenBank genome assembly
AUGGCCAUGAGGAGGCUUAAUAAAUCAGCUGGGAAUCUUGAAAUUAUGGGUGCUCCACUCACAGGGACAGAUCUGAGAGCUUAUGUAAUGUCUGGAGGUGGUGUUACUUUGAAGAAAUUUAAGCCAGGGCUUCGGGGCAAACGAUGUUUUCUUAUCUUCCCAAUUCAUGGUUCUGAGAGAAAAGGCUUAGUAAGCGUUGAAGUCAAGAAUAAGAAAGCCCGGACCUCGAAAGGAGACCACGUAGCAUUAGUUAAGGAAGACACAGGAGCUGUGUUGGUGAAGACACAAGAACUGUGUUGCCCAAAUUCUGUUUUGUUUUAG